This is a messenger RNA of Cornus florida, 1268 nucleotides long. RefSeq lists its product as uncharacterized. The transcript has 2 exons. Lineage: Eukaryota; Viridiplantae; Streptophyta; Magnoliopsida; Cornales; Cornaceae. The coding region runs from base 181 to 906 and encodes 241 amino acids. The record is from RefSeq and is a predicted model, not a curated record.
GAAUCAUCUAUAAAAAUCCAUUAAACAAACCAAUGUCAGAAUAAAAAACAACAUUAAUCAAACUCAACUUGGGUCUCCAACAUCCCAUGAAUUUUCCAUCAUUGAUUUCAAAAUAAAAUAAUAUACUUAGAAGAGAAUAUAACUCGCCCGUUCGACUGUGGAUUUUUCUACGAGGAGGAUAUGGAACUCUCAUUGAAGAAGCUUUGGGAUAAAUGGGAUCUGCGAUCCUUCAUUAUCUUAAGCCUUUCACUGCAAACCUUCUUAACACUUUUUGGGCCCUUGAGAAAGCGAAUGUCAAGCAAUUGGAUAAUCAUAUCCCUCUGGUCGGCAUACUUACUUGCAGACUGGGCUGCAAAUGUUGCUAUUGGGUUCAUCUCCAACGGCAAUAACAACACUACUUCUGGUGCAGUCAACAAUGGAGACCUUGAGGCAUUUUGGGUUACUUUUUUUCUGCUACACCUCGGUGGCACGGAUACAAUUACUGCUUUUGCUCUCGAGGAUAAUGAGCUGUGGCUCAGGCACUUACUUGCGCUCAUAGUCCAGUGUUUAGUAGCAGCUCUUUAUGUCUUCUUUCAGACAUUACCCGGUAACAAGCUAUGGAUCCCAACAAUGCUCGUGUUUGUAGCAGGAAUUAUCAAAUACUCUGAGCGGACACGUUCUCUGUAUCUUGCAAGCUUUGGUAAUUUACGGGAGUCCAUGCGACGUGUUCCUCCUGUCUACCACCAGGUCGUAAAAGAUUUCCAUGCUGGCAUGGCUCCUGUGGUCUGGAAUAAUCAAGAAGGCACUGAAGAUGCACGUGUUUUGACGGAGUUACCGGUGAUACAGUUUGCUAAUUCCUUUUUUGAUAGUUUGAAGAAGUUGAUUGUUAAUUCCAUUGUAACCUUCGAGCUGGACGAUGGCGAAUAGUUAUUCAGAACAAUUAUGGCAGGAGAUGUUUUGGAAUUAUAGAGCUUAAACUGAAUCUCAUGUAUGAAAUUCUCUACACGAAGGUCAGUGUGGUGCAUUGUAAAUUAGGCUACAUUUGCAGGUCUGUUUGCUUCAGUUCAGUUGUUGUAGCCCUUGCACUCUUCCAUUCCGAGGAGAAGCAGGGAUUCGAUGGGUUUGAUGCUAGGAUUACCUAUGUCUUGCUCCUUGGUGCCAUUGUCCUCGAUAUAAUUGCUAUCGUCAUGCUCUUUUUCUCUAAUUCCACCAUUAUUACCCUCAUGAGCAUACGUCGUCAACGGUCCACGAGCAAUUGGGUUAAAAAUUGGGUUAAAAAAAUGCUCAAC